Heterotrigona itama is the source of this 3308-nucleotide messenger RNA. The record is from the annotation of a GenBank genome assembly. NCBI's taxonomy places the organism in Eukaryota, Metazoa, Arthropoda, Insecta, Hymenoptera, Apidae.
CGACAAGAGAAAGCUAUUCCACCAUCGAGCAUGGCCUCGGUGGCAGCAUGGCUGCCAUUCGCCCGUGCAGCGGCGAUUGGUUGGGUGCCGAUCGCGACACAUCCACUGCCACCGCCGCCGAUUCCAAAGGAUCGUCGCAAAGCCGACGACGAGAAGCUGUUGAUAAACGUGAGCGGUCGUCGCUUCGAGACUUGGCGGAACACCCUCGAGAAGUAUCCGGACACUCUUCUCGGUUCGAACGAGCGCGAGUUCUUUUACGACGAGGAGAGCAAAGAGUACUUCUUCGACCGUGAUCCAGACAUUUUCCGUCACAUUCUCAACUACUACAGAACCGGUAAGCUUCACUAUCCGAAGCACGAAUGCCUGACGAGCUACGACGAGGAGUUGGCGUUCUUCGGUAUACUUCCGGACGUGAUCGGCGACUGUUGCUACGAAGACUAUCGCGAUCGGAAACGGGAGAACGCGGAACGUUUGAUGGACGACAAGCUGAGCGAGAAUGGCGAUCAGAAUCUUCAACAACUGCUGGACAUCAGGCAAAAGAUGUGGAGGGCGUUCCAGAAUCCACACAUCUCGACGGCGGCUUUGGUGUUCUACUACGUGACCGGUUUCUUCAUCGCCGUGAGCGUGCUGGCGAACGUGGUCGAGACCGUGCCGUGCGGUAAUCGUCCGGGACGCGCCGGUACGCUUUCAUGCGGCGAACGUUACAAGAUCGUCUUCUUCUGCCUGGACACUGCGUGCGUCAUGAUAUUCACCGCGGAGUAUCUGUUGAGGCUGUUCGCGGCGCCGAGCCGGUGCAAGUUCGCGCGAUCGGUCAUGUCCAUCAUCGACGUGGUCGCCAUACUCCCGUACUACAUUGGUCUCGGUAUCACCGACAACGACGACGUAUCCGGUGCUUUCGUUACGCUGCGCGUCUUCCGUGUGUUCCGGAUCUUCAAGUUCUCCAGACACUCGCAAGGUCUCAGGAUCCUCGGUUACACCCUGAAGUCCUGCGCGUCAGAACUCGGUUUCCUCGUCUUCUCCCUGGCCAUGGCCAUCAUCAUAUUCGCCACGGUGAUGUUCUACGCGGAGAAGAACGUCGACGGGACGAACUUCACCUCGAUUCCUGCCGCAUUCUGGUACACCAUCGUUACGAUGACUACCUUAGGGUGAGUUGUAUACAUGUUUCUCUUACGUUUAAUCUAGCGUGUCUUAGUUGACGAAAGUAAUUUACUCGUUUAUCCUGUAACGACUUAACCUCACGUGACCGGCGAUAAUUCACGUUCAUUUUUCGUUGUCGAACUUGUACGAUUCGAUUAGAAAAUUAGUAAUUUAUAUAGUCGGUGUUUAUCCAACGAUAUCUCUUCCCUUUGACAAAGAAGCAGCAUAUCUCGUAGCCCUGGCUAGAUAUACGUGUCGAAUGAAACAGAAGUAACGGGUGCAUCUGUGAAAGUAAUUGGCUCCGUGUAAACCGCCCGAAGCUGGAACAAGCACCGGUCUCCAGUGAUAUUUUUAAACAGAGGUCGUUGUCGACCUUUUUACCUCGAAGGGCCUCGCUGCUUUCUCUAAAUAUCCGCAGCAUAGUAGAAGCACCGUCCUCGAAUACCCCCACUGACAAUAUCUUAUAUACUUCGCUCUCGUGCUUCACCGCUUUUCGUUUCCAUCGUAAACUCGUCUCUCUUCGACCUUUCAGAUCCUUUCAAUUCCCUUGUUUGCCAAUUGUUUCUUAAUUACUCUGCGAAAGAAGUUGAUUUUCUAUCGCGAAUUCAAUUCCCCUUUAUGUUCGCUUCGGUCUUCCAGAGACGUGUUUCAUUUUAUGAUAAUUCUUAGCUGACAUCGUUCGACAUUGGAGACUACGAAGCGUUCAGAUUUUCAAUCGUUUACUCGUGGAAUUAAUAGUAAUACGAAUUUUCUCGGUACAAAUGGAGCGAAUUUCGUCGUCCCUCGCUGUCGAAAAUAAUAAUAAUAAUAAUAAGGGGAGCAUGAUGAUAGUAGGGGCAAUGGAAAGACACGGUCUGUCCGUUCUUCAGACAACGUCUUGUCUCUGUCUUCCUCUGUUUCUACCCGUAACGUACGAAACGAAAUCUAUGUAUUUUCAUUUCGUUCUCGCAAUGGACAGCUGACAAUCAGCGUGGUCUUAGUCGCGCAGCCGGUGGUCUGGUUUAGAUGGUCGUGUCAUUGGCGCGCCAGAGGCCAAAUUCGUGUUCACGUCGUACGUCCAAUGCGAAAUGCUUCCGGUUGAUCACCCGGUUUCCCUCGGUUUUCAUUUAUCGUCAUCCAAUCGGAAAUUUUUAGGAGACGUGUAAAACGGUCGAAAUUAGAACGGUAAAUUUCGGAGACUUCUUUAUUAUUUGCAAACGAACGGUGUCGGUCCGAUCGUUUCAAAAAGUCACUGCGCCUCCUUCUCGGUUCUUUUCACGAUCAUGCUGACAGCAUGCUGACAUGUAGUCUCCUGCUGGGUUAUGAAGUUUUCAAGGUAUCGAAUCGGCUAGGAAUAGUUGAUAGAUUUGAUAACGCGAUUCAGAAUAUCCGCGUGGAAUCGUUCUGUGGCGAGCUCGAGCGAAAAACGACAGUUUGUCGAUUGAUUAAAUAACUUUUCUGAUCGAAGAAUGUGCGACGUUCAUUAUGCAGAUGGAAGAAUAUAUGAGAUUCAUUAAGAGAUAAUUACAAUUCCGUUAUUCGCAAUGCAAUCGUUCAGACACGCGCGUUUUACCCAAUGGAAUUAUACGUAUAUUACAUCUUCCUCGUUCAUUAUCGUUAUUUAGACUGCUUCCUGUCUGUCUUUUCCUUCAUUCGUCGUUUCAUUCUUCUCUCUCUCUCUCUCUCUCUCUCGUGUAUUCAUUUACGUAUCACAGAACGCUACCUUUGACAUAGUGCACCGUUAAAUUGUUUCGCGCUUUCGAAUAUAACGCCACCGCUAACAGAAAUCGAUCAAAAUUUAGGUGCGAAUCUGCGGUCUCGAAUUUUCAACGUUCGCGAUAUUCGAGGGAAAGCAUGCGUAUUUGUGACUGACCUUUUCUUUUUUGUUUUCAAUUCACUAAAGAACUAAAAGCGCAAAAAUUUGUUAUAUUUUUAGCGUGAAAAAGUUUGAAAAUAUACGUAGAGAUUGCAAGAAAAAUUCAUUUCUCAGAGUGCACAAGGAUAUUUAAAUAUUUAUUAAAUAUUAAAUAUUAUCUAGAAUAUUAACAAGUUUCAAUAUUUAAUAACACUUAUAUUAAACUUGCAACUCAGCCUAUGGAUCAAUUUGUAUCUUCUAUAUAUAUAUAUAUAUAUAUAUUUUCAGAUUAGUUUCUUUUGCCGAUAUAAUAAAGGCUUCUAGUAUUAAUAAUUAA